Molecule: messenger RNA, 774 nt
Organism: Pelagomonas calceolata
Lineage: Eukaryota; Pelagophyceae; Pelagomonadales; Pelagomonadaceae
Source: the annotation of a GenBank genome assembly
AGAGAACGCCUCUUACUCCGCCCCCUCCUCGGCAGCAGGCUCCGCGGCGGGCUCCUCGACCGGCUCCACGGGAUCCGGCGGAAGUUCGAAAGUAAGCGGGACGAGCGCGUCGGGGUCCGGCCCCGCCUCGGGCUCUGCCGCCUCCUCGCCCUCCUCGCCCGCCUCCUCGUCCGUCGGCUCGCGCGGCGGCCUCGGCGGCUCGCCCACGCGCACGACGACGUACGUCUUCCGGUGGCCGAGGACGUCCUUCGCGUUCCGCUUCGGGUCGCCCCUCAAAUUCAGAGCCGCGCCGCCCUCCUCCUGGAGAUCGACGGCGUCCAAACCCUUGAAGAGGCCCACGCCAUUUAUCAAAGCGUCCUUCUGGGCCGUCCGCACCUUUUCAAGUUCCUCGAGCCGCGCGACCUUCGCCGCCGCGGCCUCCGCCGCGGCCGUCGCCUCGGCGCGCUCCGCGACGGCCGCCUCGUCCUCGGCGUCGACCUCGCCCUCCAGACCGCGAUUGAUUCUAUCAAAGGAGGCCCGCGCCCGGGCGAGGUCGUUCGCGACCUCGCCCACGAAGGCCGACACGCGCGCGUCGGCCUGCCGCGCGUAGGCCUCCGUGUCCUUCACAGCGCGCCUUCUUACAUAGUCGAGCAGCGUCGCGCUGUCGCAGUCGGGGUUAAAGACCGCCGGCGCCAUGGAGGCCUCGCCGUACUUCACGUGGACGAGCACCAUGCUGGUUUUAUGCUGCGGGGCAGCCUCUUUGCCAUGCAGCGCCAGCCUCUCGCAGCUUCGCGG